ACAUUUUAAGGGACUGUUUCACAACGUCGAACAGCCCGGACCGAAUGUUCGCUGCUUUGUUUGACAGCGAUCGGAAUGUUUCCCUCGAAAACAUAAAUAAAUGGCCACCGUUGUUAUUACGUUCUUCCUAUUUGUUCGAUUCUAUGUUUGUAAAAUGGACGCCGACUGUAUUGAACACCAAAGGGAUCAACUUUUGUCCCGAAGAGAAAAACGGUGGAGUAUGAAUUCCCAAAGACUGGAAGAAAUAGUGGCGGAGCUGAUGAAGCCCAUCAGCGACGUCCGCCGGAGCUUCGACACGGACCUCAGCGCGUUGCUGGAGGAGUACCUGACGGAGGCGGGGCUGCGCGCGCUGGACGCGGGCGAGGACGCCAGCGCCGCGGACGCCGUGGCGCCCAACUUCGCGGAGCUGGCGCUGCUGCUGCAGCAGUCCGCCAACAUCUACGGGCGCAAGGUGGACUUCCUGUACCAGCACGUGCUGGACGUGAGCGAGGCGCUGCAGGCCAGCGCCGCCGAGGCGCGCGCGGCUGACGCGGCCGAGGCCGAGGCGGGCGCGGCUGACUCGGGCCCGCGCCGCCGUCGCCGCCCCAGCUCGUGGCUGAGCGGCGAGCUGCAGCACAUCGAGCUGACGAUGAGCGCCACGGCGCGGCGCGACGCGGCGCCGGCGCGGCCGCCGCCCACGCUGCCGCGCCUCUACAUCGACCUGGAGCCGCGCGUCAUCACGGACGCCGACGCGCCGCUGCACGACUACGACGGCGAGCCCAUCGGCCUGCUCAGCGACUUCCAAGUCGCGUGGCGCCUGCACAGGGGGCUGCUGGUGGACGAGCUGGAGCACGGCGCCGAGCAGCCGCGCGCGCUGCGCCCCAUCUCGCUGCUGCAGCUGCAGGCCGCGCUCGACGCCGCCGCGCCCGCCGCGCCCGCCGCGCCCGACGCGCCCGACGCGCCCGACGCGCCCGGCCCGCCGCAGCGCGCCAGCACGCCGCUGCCACCCAUAGCCGCGCUCGACUGCACUGCCGACUGCUCCGCUGACUGCGCAGCCGACUCCGCGGCCGACUCUGCCAUCGCUGACGUGUCCGGCUCGCUGGUCGACCUGACGCCGCAGCACCCGCCCAGGAGAGGGAAGAAGAGGCGAAGCGAAGCCCACAUCGAUGAUAUAGUGGAAGGAAGCGUGAGGAUCACCAUAGGAGAAGAGUUGCGGCAAAGAUUGAUGGUGAUAGAGGAAUUUAGCGUUCCCUCUAAAUGGAUAAAAAAAGUUGUCGGGAAACGAAAGAGCGAUAUCCUGAGCGAGCGACGGCGCCUUCGCGAACUGGAUCCGGAUUCACGCGCAGAGUUCCUGGGGUGGAGCGGCGCGGAGGCGGCGGCGGCCACGGCGGAGGCGAGCCGGGCGGACAGCGACGACGACGGGUUCUUCGAGCAGAGCUCGGUGGGGUCGGACGCGUCGGCCGAGGCGGCGGGCUGGCGCGCGCGCGUGCUGGCGCGGGCGGCGGCGGGCGCGCGCGCGCUGGACGUGCGCGCGCUGGGCGGCGCCGUGCUGGCGCGCCUGUGUCCGCGCCCGCGCCCCUUCCGCGACCUGCUGCGCGACGCCGCCGCCGCGCCCGCCGACGUGUCGCGCGUCUUCCUCGCCACGCUCUUCCUGGCGAACGCGGGCAACGUGGAAGUGUUGCCGGGGCCGCCGCUGUCGCUGGACAGCUUCUCGCUGCGCCUGGUGUCGGCCGAGCCGCGCCUGGCGGCCGCCGACGUGGCGGAGCUGGCGUGCUGAGCAGGCGCUGGCGUGCUGAGCCGGCACUCGCACACUUCACGCUCAUUUGUCUAAAGAACUCUGCGAAGCAUCGAGGUGUUCAGCCCAAUACAAAAAUGAAACCCGGCUCGUACGCGGCAGUGACGCAUGCGGUCGCGGUGUGGCCCACUGCCGCCGGCUGCUCAGCAGACUGGUGUCUCCUGGACAGUGGGCAGCCGCGACGGUCUGCCGCCGGCUGGUCAGCAGACUGGUGUCUCCUGGACAGUGAGCAGCCGCGACGGUCUGCCGCCGGCUGCUCAGCAGACUGGUGUCUCCUGGACAGUGGGCAGCCGCGACGGUCUGCCGCCGGCUGGUCAGCAGACUGGUGUCUCCUGGACAGUGAGCAGCCGCGACGGUCUGCCGCCGGCUGGUCAGCAGACUGGUGUCUCCUGGACAGUGGGCAGCCGCGACGGUCUGCCGCCGGCUGGUCAGCAGACUGGUGUCUCCUGGACAGUGAGCAGCCGCGACGGUCUGCCGCCGGCUGCUCAGCAGACUGGUGUCUCCUGGACAGUGAGCAGCCGCGACGGUCUGCCGCACAUUCAAUUCAUGUUAUUUUGUAUUCGUCCGACAUAAGUUUGAUUUACUUUUGACAAACGUAUUUCCUUUGCCGUGCCAGCCCGGUGUGCUUAGACCAAGACAUUUAUUUUUAUAUAUGUAUUUACAUAUUUUGGUCUUACACUUUGAUAUUAAUUAUUAUAGCAUCAAUUCAAUAAUUUUAUAAUAAUUUUGUACACUUCAAUCAUGGUCCCAAAAAUAUUAUUAUCAAAUUUUAUUGUAUCACUUAGUUUUAACACGAAUACCUGAUUUGAGUUAAUCUAUGCAUCGUGUAACGUUGAAUGCGCUCAACCUGAAAAUAUGUAGUUUGAUCGGAACUAUGAGCAGAAUCAAUUAAACCACUUUCAAACAUGGGUUACAUUUUUCAAAAAGCUUUUACAUAAUAUUUGCCUUGACUAUAUAUUAAUAUGUCAAUAAGUCAUCACGUCGCGUCGCCGCGUCUUUACAGACGCAAGAAAUAAUCAGAAUUGCCAGUAGAACUUAGUAAUUUAAUUACUCUUUUCUCUUAGAAUCUGCUCAAUUACAUUUAAAAUCGUUUUUGAUGGUUGAGGUUUUGCGCAUUUAAUGUAAGGAGCGUAUUUUUUUUGUAAAUAUAGGCGUUAAGCUAAUGCAUUAACACGAUGGUGUGUAGUAAAUAUGAGUACAAUAAGCAGGCAGUCGUGACGGCCGCGAGUCGGCGCCGACUGACGUGACGCUGCCCGCGCCGCCACACAUAGUAUUAUUGUAGAUCUCGGUUUGUUCAUAAUACCUGUAAAUAACUACAUUUAAUGAAGACACGUGUAAAUAAGAGAACUUUUUUUAUAAUAAAACAUAUAUUUUGUAUAAGUAAAAUAUUAAUGUAAUAUAAUUAUCAUAAUGAUGUCUAUUGUUAUUAUUUUUUUUGUGGUAUCUUGUCAAAUAAAGUGUUUGACUUCUAGCCACAAUAGUUAUUUUCACAUAUGUAUUAUAAUAUGUUAAUAUACAUUAUUAUCAAAUUAUGAAUAUUAUCUACCAACCUUUCUUUUAAAUAAUGCCAAAUAAUGUUGAUAUAUAGAAGCCCAUGUAAGGAUGUUCGAAGGAUUGGGAUAUUGAUUCGAGCGAGACUACACCGCGUGCCGCUGUUAGCACGCGGUGCCUCACUACACAUUUGACGCUUCUUGUGAACUUUUACCUUUUUAUUUAGUACAAUUUAUUUUACGCUAAUACUGGCUACUACAAUAAAAACUAUUUGAAUCAAUGAAGUCAGAUACUAUAUUGUAACUGUACUAUAUUGUACUGUCAUCCACAUUUUAGGACAAAUGUUUCGAACUUUGAAACAAAAUUAUGCCGUCCUUGUAGAUUGUUGCUAGUAACUGUCCAAGUGAAAUGGAUCUCCCUUACUGUAAACUGUACAUUGUAGAAUAACGUAAUCAUUAAUCGUAUGGAUGUAUUCAUGGUCAAAUUGGAUAGUUAGACUUGGAGCAUUUGCACUGCAGUGUCGAAACUGGCAAUGUUGCCAACAUGUAGAGUUAUGUUGCAGUUUAUAAAAAUAUAACGCUUAUGGUAUGUGAUGGAAUAAAUAGUACUUAAAGUAUUAAUACCACUACACUACAUAGCCCAGACGAGACUAGUUCCAUGACGUGCAGUGGACAAUUUAAUGUAUGAUUAUAUUUUAUUAUACUUCCUAGAGUUUCCCGUUUUUCACAUAUGUACCUGGUUUAAAAAUCGAUGGUAUUAUCCAUAUCAGCGAUAUGGAAUAUCCAUAUGAUAUUAUUAGCCGGGAGCGUCUCGUAUUUGCCUUGUAUUGCGAGGGAAGCUUGUAAGUAAAUUAUCUAUUAUCGUAAUAUAUAAUACUAAAAUAUCGUAGAUAUGUUUAAUCGUCACAGAGGCUAUAACUUGUGGUCCGCUUGUAUUAAACCGCUGAGUGUCGGCCGCCGCUCGGGAGGCAACUCACCUCUCCCGGGGCUCAACUCUGCUCAACUCGGCAUUCUGCUACUAAUAUAAGACCUUGUAUUCCAAUGACAUUCGAUUGGUUUGCGAUUGGUCUGCCAUUUGGUCUACACGGUAGUUUGCUCUACAAUCAUAUUGCAAUCGUAAAUAAUUUACAUUAUAAUAUGAUCCAUUAUUGAAUCACAGAAAAGGAUAUAACCGUUUAUUUAUCGUAUUCCGACCUCGGCGUCGAUAAGAUUUUACCGAGAGAUGUCGCUGUUUAGAUAAAUGCUUACUCAGAUGGAGUACAGGGGCCCGAUUCUCCUAAUCUUACUCAAGCGACAUACGAUUCACAUUCGACUAGGAUCCAAUCCCGACUCAAUUACGAUUGAAGCGUAUGUGACACUCCGCUAUAUUUUCUUUGAAAUAAACGUUUUUAUCCUUUUCUGUCAUUCAAUAAUGAAUCAUUUUGUCUGCAAAUGAUUAACGAUUGCAAUAUGAUUGUAGAGCAAACUACCGUAUAGAAUAGACCAAAAUAGCAGACCAAUUGAAUGUCGUUGGAAUACAAUUGAUCUAUUAGUAGCAAAAUGCCCGAUAUGGUUAAACUGCUAUUGCGAUUCAAUUUCUAUUCGAUUUUGACAUUAUUAACUUAGGACAGUGGUUCUUAACCGGUGGUCCGCGGAUCACUGGUGGUCCCUGGAGGCAUUCCAAGUGGUCCGCGAAGCAUUGCUUCGCGACGUAUGUCUAACUUUAUUUUUAACGACUUAUCUAUGCGAACAGGGGUUUUCGAAUGGACGUAUUUAAGAUAUCCAUCUUACUUGUCUAACAGAAAAAAAAAUAUGUUUGGGCUACAUUAUAAGUAACUUUGGCUUUGAGUUUUUUAAAAAUAAUUGAAAUUUCGCGCUCGCUUCGCUCGCGUAUUCAGAGACUAUGUGCCCUCACACUUGCAUUUGUCAACAAACAAAAAGUUAAGUACGUUUGGGCCACAUUUUACGUAAUUUUUUGUUUGAGUCCGAAAAAAAUUUCGCGGUCGCUUCGCUCGCGCUUUUGGAAACUGCAUAUAAACAAUUGUUUAUCACAAAAAUCACAUUACAUUAAAAUCUGUAAAUUUUUGUUUUUAGCUAAAUAAUUAAGAAAUGAGUGCUAAUUUUAAAGUGUGCUUGUAUUCUUUAUCAAAGAACCCUCAAUUUAGCUAAACCAAUGUGGUGGUCCCCGGCAAGACAAAAAGGUUAAGAACCACUGACUUAGGAGAAUCGGGCCUCUGUUCUGUAUUGAAUGAUCAGAGCUAUGUGCAUAAUUUUUAUCCAGCGAGGGAUGCUAUCUACUACACAAAUAAUAUGUAAUAUGGUGAUUUUUUAAAUAUGGUGUAUGUAAAUUGGGAAAAGUAAUGAAUGGACAGAUGUGACAGAGGACUUGUUUUAUAAUUGAAGUAAUGGUGAAUAUAUUCAAAAUAGCUAAUUUUUGUAAUCCCUUUUUAUGUAAAAAGUAAUAGGUAUACAUUUAUAAGACCUACAUUGAAUAUGUAUUUUCUUUUAGAUAAUGAUUUAUGUGUCGUAGGUAAUGUAUUUACCUUUGCUCAAUGUAUGGUAAAAGGACGAGCGAGCUGUCGUGUAGUGGCGCGUCACUCCGCCUGCUGGUCGUAGCACACGGAAGCCGGAGGCUGGUGCCUUGUGGUGGCGCGGCGCAGUGCUCUACGCCUUACUUUACAUAUUAGGUUUAAUUCGCAGCCAUCAAUAGCGACCGGCAUAGUCACUUGAUAUACAUAUACUAAUAAUUAAAAAUCCAAUUGUUAUUUGGCUAACAAAUAAAAAUAAUUGUUAUUUUA
This is a messenger RNA of Helicoverpa armigera (cotton bollworm), 6041 nucleotides long. RefSeq lists its product as uncharacterized. The transcript has 7 exons. Lineage: Eukaryota; Metazoa; Arthropoda; Insecta; Lepidoptera; Noctuidae. The record is from RefSeq and is a predicted model, not a curated record. Gene Ontology annotation, molecular function: chromatin binding. Gene Ontology annotation, cellular component: condensin complex; nucleus. Gene Ontology annotation, biological process: mitotic sister chromatid separation; meiotic chromosome condensation. Bases 101 to 1756 code for a protein of 551 amino acids.